AUGAAAAAUGCAGCCGCUCGUCCAAUUGUGGAGUUAGACGACAUUGAGCUGGUGUGGCUCCUGCAAAGGUUUGUCCUCGAAGUCCGUGACGGUGGCGGCCAGGAGUACUGUGCCAAAACCGUCCACGAGAUAAUGGUUGAGCUGCAGAGAGCUGUCAGGACAAAGCGGCCUGACUGCAGCUUCUUUUGCUCCUGGGAAUUCAAGUCGUUCCAGGACGUAAUGGAUGGCCUCAUGAAGCAAUCUGCAAGAUUUGGCCAACCAAAGACGAAGCAGGCCCUGGCAAUAUGGCCUAAAGAUGAAGAUGUUCUUUGGAAGUCGGGUGUGUUGGGCGGAAGAAACCCAAAGCAGCUUGUUGACACGAUGUUUUAUCUUGUUGGCAAGAAUUUUGCACUGCGCAGCGGAGAAGAGCACCGUGCGUUGCGCUUUGGUUCCACCAGCCAGAUCAAGCUGGUGGAGAAGGACGGGGAGCGCCCGUACCUUCUGUACACGGAGGAAGUUUCGAAGAGUUACCAGGGUGGUCUCAAGACCCGGAAACUGACCCCCAAAACGGUCAAAGCCUUCAAUAAUCCGCAGUGCCCCGAGCGGUGCAUUGUCUCACUCUUCAAAACCUACACGGACAAGCGUCCAGAUAGCAAUGAGUUUUAUCUCAAGCCGCUGAGAAAACCAACCGAGGAGAAAUGGUUUUCAGUACAACCAGUUGGGAAGAAUACCUUGCGCACCAUGGUGUCGGACAUGUGUGCCCGUGCUGGCCUGAAGGGCUACUACACCAAUCACUCUCUCCGCCGAACGUGUGCCACCGUCCUCUACGAUGAGGGCAUGGACGAGCAGCUGAUUAAAGAACACACCGGUCACCGCAGCGAGUCCGUCCGAGCCUACAAGACGACGUCGCAUAAAAGCGAGAUGUGUGCAUCUGAUGUGCUCAAUGGUUGUAAGGAGAGCACUCCUCACACAAAGAAGUCAGAACCGGAAGCCGAAGAGAAGGCACAGCUCAACCCUGCAUCAGCGGCGCACUCAGGAAUGUCCAAGCCUGCUGAAGGUGCAGCUAGUGAGCCUGUUGAGCCAGAUGCAAAGAGGUCUCCUCUCGCAAGCAUCGGCAACAUCUAUGCACAGCAAGGAGCUACCAUGAUCAUCAACAUGAAGUAG
Sycon ciliatum is the source of this 1143-nucleotide messenger RNA. RefSeq names its product zinc finger MYM-type protein 2-like. Gene Ontology annotation, biological process: DNA recombination; DNA integration. Gene Ontology annotation, molecular function: DNA binding. The transcript has a single exon. The record is from RefSeq and is a predicted model, not a curated record. Bases 1 to 1143 code for a protein of 380 amino acids. Lineage: Eukaryota; Metazoa; Porifera; Calcarea; Leucosolenida; Sycettidae.